UUCGCAGUGUUCGCACUUGUCGCGCAAUCGAAAACCAACCAAAGUAAAAUAACGGAAUUAAAUAGCAGCCUAUUGAAAUCGUUAAUCGAGAACUCGCAAAUGUCACAACGUUCGAUGCGCCGUGGACCCUUUGCCAGGGGUGGGCUGUUGCUCGCCGCGCUCCUGUGGCUCGGCUUGGGGCAGCAGCUGCCGCUGGCCGCCGGCGGCUCGUGCCGGGAGGCGCAGCUCUGCUGCAACGGACGCGACUCCUCGUGCGUGGUGCAGAAGGCGCCGGUUAACGCGAUCAUCGAGGAUCUGAGCGACAAGCCCUGCUACUGCGAUCACGCCUGCCUCAAGCUGGGCGACUGCUGUGACGACUUCAAGGAUCACUGCGGAGUGCUGGACUGCCAGGUGGGCGAGUGGGCGGCGUGGAGCGAGUGCGACAAGAGCUGCGGACCUGGAAUGAUGACGCGCACGCGCCAAAUCCUGCAGGCGGCCCAAAACGGCGGCAAGCAUUGCCCCUCGCUGCUCCAGAAGCGCGCCUGCCAGGGCUAUCGCUGUCACGGCCAUCGCGAUAAGAAGAUUUUGCGCGGUGAGAACAACAGCUGA
Molecule: messenger RNA, 588 nt
Organism: Drosophila montana
Lineage: Eukaryota; Metazoa; Arthropoda; Insecta; Diptera; Drosophilidae
Product: somatomedin-B and thrombospondin type-1 domain-containing protein-like
Exons: 4
Coding region: 100-588 (162 amino acids)
Source: RefSeq, a predicted model, not a curated record